Triplophysa rosa is the source of this 1502-nucleotide messenger RNA. Its product is annotated as leucine-rich repeat-containing protein 15. The record is from RefSeq and is a predicted model, not a curated record. The transcript has 2 exons. Bases 409 to 1395 code for a protein of 328 amino acids. NCBI's taxonomy places the organism in Eukaryota, Metazoa, Chordata, Actinopteri, Cypriniformes, Nemacheilidae. Gene Ontology annotation, molecular function: protein binding. Gene Ontology annotation, cellular component: extracellular matrix.
UGCAUCAGUGGAAAGCUUAUUCAUUCAGCUUUCAGAUGAUGUAUAAAUCUCAAUUUCAAAAAAUGUACCCAUAAGACAAAUAUUCUAAAUCUAUGGCUUAAGUACUGGGUUGCAAUUUCUAAGCUAUGUCUGGAGAAACAUUUUGAGAACUUUUAGAAUUUGGGACACACAGGUCACCGGUGAUUAACAAAUCAAUAAUUCAUAAUUUAUUUUGUACUUUGAAGAACAUACUUGCUGCUUCCAAUUUCUUAUCUCUUUAAACAGAAAACUUCCACGCCCUUACUGCUGCUUUACAGCCUCACAGUAAAGACGUGCACAGAGUCAUUUAUAGAUAAGAGCAGCAAACUGCGUCCUUUAAUAUUUUCUGUUGGAAACAGUAUUCGGAACGGUCGUUCAGCGUAAACAGAAAUGAUCAGGUAUAUGUCUUUUAAAACUACACUUGUAUUCAUUUGCAUACUUGUGCAUCUGCACUGGAGCCAUCAAAUGUUCCGCAAAACAAGUGAGGAGUGCAAAACAAAAGACGUGUAUGACAAAACCGUCACAGCAGUGCCAGAAAAACUAAAAGAUGGAGCCGAUGAAAUAUAUUUUGUACACAGUCCGAUUACAAUCCUACCAAAAGGAGCCUUUUCUAAAAACCCUCAAGUCAGAAAAAUCGAAUUUAUAGGUACCCCAACCCAGACUGUGGAGGUCGGAGCCUUUGAGGGUUUACCUGAUAUCAGAACCAUUGAGAUAUCUGGCACCCAAGUGACGUCAUUUCCUGUUGGCGUUUUUAAAGAUCUCAUCAACCUCAAUACACUUAUGUUGAAAAGUAACAAAAUUCAGAGCCUUGAAAAGGGGUUAUUUGACGAUUUACAAAAUCUUGAAUAUUUGGGUCUACAUAUGAAUGAGAUCACCUCUAUUGAUGAGGGAACAUUCAACAAUUUGGAGAAUCUCAAAACCCUUCAUCUUGGAAAGAACAGCCUUACUUCAGUAUCAACGUCUCUUUUUGCACAUCUUAAAAAACUGGUGAUUUUCAGAAUCUAUGAGAACCAGCUGAAUAUGACAGAAGUAGCUUUGAAUGGCAACAAAAUCUCAUCUAUCCCACCAAAUUUGUUUCCACACAAAAGUAAAUUAGCAAAAUUGUAUUUGGACAGUAAUCUUUUAACGGAACUACCCGAAGAGCUGUUUGUUGGUUUCUCUGGACUGGAGACUCUAACUCUGCAUAACAAUCAGCUCACCGGUCUCCCCAACGUCCUCUUCGGAGAAAUGCCCAAACUGACUGAUUUGAAUCUCAGCCAGAAUAAUCUUUCUUCCAUACCAACUGGAGUUUUCAGUCCCCUUAAGAAGCUCAACAAGUUAGACCUCUCCUCAAACCACUUCUUGAACUUAUCGGGGGGGGGUUUUCGAAGGUCUUGAAAAGUUGUCUGAUCUUAAUCUUCAAAACAACAUGAUCCAAUCAUUGAAAACGGAGGACUUCGAAAAAAUGAAGUCUCUUUCAAGCCUCAAACUAGACAAUAAUAGUC